This is a messenger RNA of Cladophialophora immunda, 459 nucleotides long. RefSeq lists its product as uncharacterized. The coding region runs from base 1 to 459 and encodes 152 amino acids. The transcript is spliced from 2 exons. The record is from RefSeq and is a predicted model, not a curated record. NCBI's taxonomy places the organism in Eukaryota, Fungi, Ascomycota, Eurotiomycetes, Chaetothyriales, Herpotrichiellaceae.
AUGGCCAACUACACCAGAGGCAAGCUAUCUUUUGUGAAGGACCGACUACCGGCAGUGUCGGGGCUGGCCAGUGUCGUCCAACAGCGGACUUCGACACAACGUCUCGCGAUACUAGGAAGUCAUUUGUCACCUUCAUCGCUGCUCAAGUCAAUACCGAGAACCGCGAAGUUAACCAAGUCCGGCAAAGAAGGCAGAUGGGACGUCCGGACGUCUUCUGGCCGCUGUCACCGCGGAAUAGGAGGCUCCUUUGACGAGAAGAUGUUCUCGCUAGGCCUAGUUCCCGGUCUUGAAGAUCUGGAGUCCAUGAAGUUUUCCGCCAUCGAGCUCGGCGUUUUCGACUCUGGCGGGCGUGGUCAUAAUGGAAGAGAAUGCGGGCUCCUCCUCCCGACCGACAACGGACGCUUCCGCCGUGUCGACCUUCUCAAUAGCUCUCGAUGUCUUAUUGCAACCGGCGAUUGA